AUGGAUAAAGUUUCAAGUAGACCUAAAGGGACUGCCACUAUCGCUCCCUCAAGAAGUGGUUCGACACAAAGUAUGUCGUCGGCUAAUGUUAAAGUUGUUGUGAGGGUAAGACCCUUAAACGAACGAGAAUUGGAGCAAAAUAGUCGAAUUGUAGUGGAUGUAGUCGACGACAAAAUGCUGGUGUUUGACCCCAAAGAAGAGAUACGACCCUUUUUCUACCACGGUAUACAGCAGCCUAACAAAAAUUUCCUGAAACGAGCAAACAAGGAACUCAAAUUUGUGUUUGAUCAUGUCUGUGGACAUAAAUCAACUAAUAAGGAUGUUUUUGAAACUACAACUAAAGAAAUACUUGUCUCACUAAUGGAAGGCUACAACUGUUCCGUAUUUGUGUAUGGUGCAACAGGGGCGGGGAAGACUUUUACCAUGAUUGGAAAUGAAGAACAUCCGGGCAUAACUUACCUCACCAUGGAACAUCUGUUUUAUACUAUUGAUUCAUUUAAGGAAGAGAGGGAAUUUGAUAUUGGUGUUUCAUAUAUAGAAGUUUAUAAUGAAAAUGUUUAUGACCUGUUAAAACCAUCAAAAACUCCACUACAACUCCGGGAAGACUCGAAAUACGGUGUCAUGGUAGCAGGGCUAACUUUGUACAAUAUUAACACUGCUAGAGAGCUUUUAAACAUGCUUGAGAAUGGAAAUAAGAAUAGAACACAACAUCCCACUGAUGCAAAUGCUGAGAGUUCCAGGAGUCAUGCUGUCUUUCAGGUAUAUGUAAAAAUGAGGUAUAAAACCAGCAGUCAACUACGUAUUGUGAAGCUAUCCAUGAUAGAUUUAGCAGGAAGUGAACGCGCCUCUGCUACUGGAUGUAUUGGUGACCGGUUCAAAGAAGGGGCUAAUAUAAAUAAGAGUUUGCUGUCACUUGGGAAUUGUAUAAAUAAAUUGGCAGAUGGUAGCAGUUAUAUACCCUACAGAGACUCAAAACUAACUCGUCUUUUAAAAGAUAGCCUUGGUGGAAACUGUAAGACCGUUAUGAUUGCAAAUAUAUCCCCAUCACAUGCAAGUUACGAGGACACAUAUAACACACUCAAGUAUGCAGCUCGGGCAAACAAAAUACAACUGAAUAUAAAGAAGAACAUAGUUGAUGGUGAUUUAAGACUAUCUCAGUAUGUAAAGAUAUGUGAAGAGCUAAAGAAGAAGGUUAAAGAAUUGGAAGCAAAGUUAUCAUUAUCCAAUGUUAAGUCUACAGUUAAAGAGAGUGAUUCAGUUAAUGAAAAGAUGCAACUUGAGUGGCGACAGCGUAUAUCUGAAGCAGAGGCGGUACAUAGCACCCUGGAAAAUGAACUACUGGGGCUAAUGACGAGGCAGCGAGUGUUAGCCUUACGUCACCGCUUGCGUACGUGUGCCUUCAGUCACGUUGCUGAUUUGGCUCAUAGGUCAUCCUCUGAAGCUAUGGAACAGGUGUGUACAGAAGAGAUUCCACGCCAAGAAAGAGCAGCAGAGAACUAUGUUGUGAAAUCUGUGCACUUGGAUACUAAAAUCAAAGUCUCAUGGACUAAAUGGAACGAAAGUCGACAGAAAAUGCAAGUUCUAUUCAAUCAGGCCCUUAGUGAAUGCCCUGAGCUGCAAAAGUUCGUUGAAAAUGUACAACAACAAAGCGAAAUGAGACUUGUCAGAGCUAGAGAUAACCUUAGACACAAAUUGUUGUGUAUAGAGAAUGAGGAAAUAAAUGCCUUCACAGAGUAUGUGAGUGAUAUGUCUGGUAUGCUCAAGAAACUAUAUUUGACGCUUAAAGGAUACGACAAGGCAACUCCUGCAUUGACAGCGGAGUAUUUAGAGAUAAUGAAAAAGGCUAAAUCGGCCAAAGGUAUCACUUGGUCAGACAAAGAGAGGGAGAGCGAUGCGCAUUUCAAAUUCGUUUCAACUUUAGACCUCGAAAAACCUACGACAACUAUUGACUUCAAUACAGCUAUAAAGAAAGAUGCUAACAUGACUAUCGACAUUGCGACUGACAGUGAAGACUUGACUGACAUCGAGAACCGCGAUCCCUUACAGUCUAUGGCCAACAAACGUAAAGGAACACCGAUAAAACUUGCUAAUAACGAGACAAUUAUAAUCAACGAUUCUUUGGACCUGCUAGACUCAACCAGAAAUUUGAACUCUGCGAAGAAAAUCAAAAAGGAAUAUGACACAGAGCUUGACAUUGAGAAUUAUGGUUCUGCAAUCGAUCCCAAUAACUUAAAUUCGACUUUUGUUCUUAAUGAAAAAAUUGAAGCAUUGAAGAAGCAGCCAAUGCAGACUGAGGUUAUGAAGACUGAUGUAAAUCUACCAGUGAAGAAAGGACUCUUCGACAGGACUAAUACAAUACAGAGGGCUCUGAAUUUUAAUGAUAAAGCGGCUAAAAUCGUCAAGCCUGUAGUGGGUAAAGCUAUACCGUUGCGCCGCGUUCCUCCAACCAUGAAUGGAAGUCGUCCAGCGCCAGGAUUCGGCUCUAGUCUAUCGAGAGAUGGCAUCCCACUGCAAAGGAAUGUGCAAGCCGUGAACUCACGCAUGAAAGGAAGCGACACUCAGAAAUCAGUUGGUUACAAAGCAGUGCGAGCGCGCGAACGAGUUCAGACGCACCCGUACUCCAGACCAAUCGCUCCUGCUGCACGGAGACAAUGA
Molecule: messenger RNA, 2655 nt
Organism: Parnassius apollo (apollo)
Lineage: Eukaryota; Metazoa; Arthropoda; Insecta; Lepidoptera; Papilionidae
Source: the annotation of a GenBank genome assembly